CCAGUGAGUUAGUGGCGUUGGGCGAGAUUGCACGUAAUUUUUAUGUCUCCUUCUUACGAGUGAACAAUAACAAUUUCGGCGACAUAAAGCCAGGAUUUUAUUCCACUGCCUUUGGAAAGAAACGAAAUAGGAGAUAGAUGGUGACUUUAUUGCUCCUACUGAUAUAGUGCCAUUUCAUUGCGUUCAGUGGUGGUUUUGCCGAACUAAAGUGUCAUUUUCCGUAUCCGGUGUUGUAGCCCAGUUUUCAUAAAGACUUUUGCAUGUACCAAUACCAAUGCUCGAUUCAUUCGUCAACUUUUUGGACCUCACCUCCGCUAUUCUAAAACAUUACUCUACAAACACGAUCAUGAUGGGAAAAGAAAAGUAGUCGUGGCUGUGUAGCAGACGCACUGUUGUAAUAAUAAGAAGCAGUAGCAAAAGUUACUUUGUGCACUGCCUUCUUAACUGAACCAUUAAGCUGAACAGGAAAGAAAAGAGUUUGCUGGUUUGGACUCAAAGCAAAGCAAAGUCAGUGAGCAUAUCUGAUUUUGGAGCGUGUUCUUCUAAUCUUCUUGGCCAAGUGUUCAACAGUUACUUAUAUUCACGUCGCAAUUUAAUAGUUCACCUUCCAAUACUGUGCUUCGUCCGGUGGUAGCGUGGUAAACAUUAGCAGGGUGCCAGUAUUUUACCACCACAACUACGAUGCAUUUAUGAUCCUAGUCAGCAGCAUAGUUCACAAUCGUAGUACAAGUGGUAGGAGUGAGUAGUGUGGUGACUAAUAAUUAUAAUAAAUAAAUGUUGUUCCUAGUCGCAAGUCCCCCAUAUCGUUGUCCUAAACAGCAACACGUCUCAUUCUUCACGUCUCAAUUUUACCAGCACAAGCCAUGCCAGUGCAGUUCAACACAGUGUCAGUAGAACAAUAGAUUUCGUCGAGUCAAGUACACGCAGAAUAGCACUAUUUUUCUAGCGCACUAUAUAUUUAUGUACCGUUUACUUCCAUUUCCAUCCAUUUAUAAUUCCUCUUGAUCUGAAUAUCAUCACAUCGCUCACAUUAUUCAACUUGUUUAUUGUCAGUCACACAGCCAACACCAACCACUCCACUGUUACUUAUCUCACGGGUUAACUCAAGUCAUGUAAAGACAGGCAGUUGUAGCUGGUGGUGUACGUUUCAUGAAUUACUUACAUGGAGGAAGAAUGCGGCAUGUGAAAUCGUCGCAGUUUUAAUCGAGCCCUUUACCCGUCAAGUCGUUACUCUCUUCGUCAUGAUAACAGCGUUAAAGAUUUUUAUCAAGAAUACGGAAAGUCUCCUACCGUUUAUACUUUUUACAUCAUGAGCAAACCCUGCUCCCACUAGGCAAGUCGAAGCCAAAACUAGGAAAGAAGGAAACCUAUAAAGCUUCUUCUUCCAUGCAUGGCACGCGACGAUUAACCUCUUGAGGAGAACAAGCAACGAUAAAUUAAACAUUUUUGGUGGUCCCGAUACUCGUGAUGAUGAAAAAUAUCCUAAACCGGCAGUUCUCCCCUAAUUUUCGAUGAAGAAAUUAUUGUUUUCUUUGUUCUAAAUGUGCUGUGCCCUUGUUAGUUAGCAUUAUAUUUCCGCUCUUUUCUACUGCAAUGCCGUGAUGUGAAAGAAGUUAAAACCCACCGGAACUGAAAGUGCAGAGAAUAUGCAGUAGAGUGGUACAGGUGACUUUAAAAGUUCACUAACAGCGUGAAGUUAAUAUGUGUAGUGAUUAAGAUGAUUAAUGGUAACGGUGCUGUGAUUACAAGUUGUUGCUUUUCCAGACCAACAAGUCAAUUACUACUUUGAAAAACGAUAAUGAUUACUUUUUAAACUAGCAAGAAUAGUCUAAAUAAAGUCUUAAUUCCUCGUCGUCCAUGAAAGUAUUACUUCAAGUUGCUGAGAAUAACUGAUUGUUUCACGAGGACUACUUACUACCACCACCACUUGUAGUGUUCUUGUAAUUGGUGGUCUAAGCAACCCACAACAAUCAACGCCUAGUCCAUUCUUCUAUUCAGACACACGCCACUUCUUCUUGUUCGUUCGUGUCGCAGUCGUUAUGAUGAACACAUUGUCCUCCUUGAGUUGUGGAAAUGUUCUCAUUUUCAAAUCCAAAGGCAGGAGACCCCGACUGAAAAGUACGGACGAUCAGUCUUCCUCCUCCUCGUCUAGUUCGAAUCGCUUCAUCAAUAGAGCGAAUGCUGCUGCAGAAAAUAAUGAUGCGGCCAAUGCAAUGACCGCAGCGGGUGGUGAGAGGGAAGGGUCACAGUUCAAAUCAAAUCACCUCCGAGGCUCUGGAAAUCCUUCGUCCGUUGGGAACAACAUUAUGCAAUCGUCUAACCCCAAUGGUUCAAAUGGUGCUUCAAGUGGUGGUGGUCCAUCCUCAGGAGUCUUCACCCGAGCGUCCCUUCUCAAUAAUCCACAAUGCAACAUCAGAUUCAGUGGUCACACACUCGACAAAGCAACCAAAGCAAAAGUCACACUCGAAAAUUAUUACAGCAACCUCAUCGCCCAACAUGCCGAGCGACAACAGCGUCUUGCCCGUCUUGAGGAGAGUAUGAGGGGGUUGACCGAGGAGCAGAAGGAACAAAAAAGGAAUCAGCAUAAUCAAAGGGAGACAGAGUUCUUACGGUUGAAACGAGCCAGGUUGGGGGUUGAGGAUUUCGAACCACUCAAAGUGAUUGGAAGAGGAGCUUUUGGGGAGGUGAGACUCGUUCAGAAAAAGGACACGGGCCACGUUUACGCCAUGAAGAUUCUGAGGAAAGCGGACAUGUUGGAGAAAGAACAGGUCGCUCACGUUCGGGCAGAGAGGGACAUUCUGGUUGAAGCGGACCAUCAAUGGGUAGUCAAGAUGUAUUAUAGUUUCCAAGAUGUGCAAAAUCUCUACUUGAUCAUGGAGUUUUUACCUGGUGGAGACAUGAUGACCCUUCUCAUGAAGAAAGACACACUUACGGAAGAGUGUACCCAGUUCUACAUUGCGGAAACGGCACUCGCCAUCCAUUCCAUUCAUCGACUUGGAUUCAUUCAUCGUGAUAUUAAGCCAGACAAUUUACUUCUGGACGCGAGGGGUCACAUCAAGCUGUCCGACUUUGGACUCUGUACCGGACUCAAAAAGUCUCACCGAACCGAAUUCUACCGAGAUCUGAGUCAAGCCAAACCAUCCGACUUUGCGGGGAAUUGGCAAGUGGACAGCAAGAGGAGGGCGGAGAGUUGGAAGAAAAAUCGGAGAGCGUUGGCUUACAGCACGGUUGGAACGCCUGACUACAUCGCACCUGAAGUAUUUCUUAACGGAAUCGCUUCGGCUGAUGGAAGCAGGAUUCUACAAACGGGAUAUGGAUCCGCGUGCGAUUGGUGGAGUUUAGGCGUCAUAAUGUAUGAGAUGCUAAUAGGAUAUCCAAUUUUCUGCUCGGAAAAUCCUCAAGAGACAUACCGAAAGGUGAUGGCAUGGCGUGACACUCUCAGCUUUCCACCUGAAUCACCAAUCUCAGAAGAAGCCAAAAAUGCGAUAAACAGGUUUUGCUGUGAAGCAGACAAAAGAAUGGGAAGUCAGCAUGGCAUUGAAGACCUUAAAACUAUCCCAUUCUUCAAGGGCGUAGAUUGGGAACACAUUCGCGAAAGGCCGGCUGCGAUUCCUGUUACCGUCAAGUCAAUAGAUGAUACGUCAAAUUUUGACGACUUCCCUGACGUCGACUUAAAAAUUCCUGCACCUUCCAAAGAUUCUAAAGACGGAGAACCCACGUACAAUGACUGGGUUUUCAUCAACUACACAUUCAAGCGGUUUGAGGGCCUUACUCAACGAGGACCUAUACCUAAGACGAAAUAAAGAAUAGAACAUUAAUUGGAUUCUCUAAUCCAUCUAUCAAUAUCCUGGAUCACCAACCAAAGAAUAAUAGCCUUGUACUCAUGUUCGAUCUUUGCCUCCUCAGUUAAUUUAUCAUCAAUAUUAUAACAAAUUCUAUGAUACAUAUGGGACAUCGUAUUUUAAUAACGCAAUGAUGGUGAUGAUCUUAAGCUAAAACUCGUACAACGUAUCCGACGCGCUAUGUAAACCACUGACAAAAAAGCAUCAUGUGUUGCGAUGUGCUGAAGUGGUGGAGAAUUUCCAAAGAGAACUUUACUUUGAAUUUUUUAAUGUAAUGUUUUAAUGUUGUAUUACACUUCGCUGAAACCGGUGGUGUGUAACUGGAACCACAAAAUGAGUCAGUAGUAGAAUGUGAUCAUUUUAAACUAAUUGUCCCCUUUAAAAAAGAGAAACAAACAUGGGACUCAUUGUUCUUGCUUGUUCACUGAGUAAGAUCAUGUUCAGUGGGGACUUGAGUGGUUAGGUGAGAGUAAGCAUUUUUGUUGAGUUGAGUGGGUUAGGGCAACCUGUUCUCAAUGUUCAAUUUCACAAUGAUUUCCUUUAAAGCAGUAUUUCGUUUCGUAAUUAUCAGUUGUAUGACAUUGGCUUUUAUGUACAUUACUUGUUAACACUACUUGAGUCUCGGUCGCUAUUAAACUUAGGGUUGUGUUUUUUUAGUUAAGUGUUAACGCUCGACUAUGUAUGAAUUAAACAAAAGUUUUGUGUGAUUCCUAUAAUUCACCGCGCAGUGUAGUAAUAUAGAGCAUAUAACAAAGCAGAUUCAUAAAAUGAAUGAACUAUAAAGGAUAUAAUUUUACCAUCGAUAAUUUGUAACAGGUGAAAAAAUAAGACAGUAAACAUAACAUUUAUCUACUCGUGAAAAUAAAUGAGUGGCCAUGAAACACGA
This is a messenger RNA of Folsomia candida, 4728 nucleotides long. RefSeq names its product serine/threonine-protein kinase tricorner (gene trc). The coding region runs from base 2040 to 3803 and encodes 587 amino acids. Gene Ontology annotation, molecular function: ATP binding; protein serine/threonine kinase activity. NCBI's taxonomy places the organism in Eukaryota, Metazoa, Arthropoda, Collembola, Entomobryomorpha, Isotomidae. The transcript has 11 exons. Gene Ontology annotation, biological process: peptidyl-serine phosphorylation; intracellular signal transduction. The record is from RefSeq and is a predicted model, not a curated record.